AUGUCAACCUCUUCAACGGCGCUUCCUUCCGGAGUGAGCCCGCCUCUUACAACAGACAAUGCCGACAAUCAUACGGGGUUGAUUGUAGUAAUUACGGCGUUUUGUUUGGUGCUGAUUGUUGCUUCUCUUGCUGCGCGGGUUUUUUCCUCUUAUCAGAGGCAUAUUCUCCAGCAGGAUGACUAUUUUUUCGGCGCACUUGUGAUAGUAUCAUCGGCACAAGCUGCAGUGGUGUUAUCACAGGUCCAUUAUGGCUGGGGAGCUCGAGAAGGCUCUGGCAACGCGACUGGCGAUCGAAUGCUGAAAGCCGGAUACGCUGCCGACAUUUUAUCCAUGAUUGUACUAGGAUGCUCUAAGAUAACUACCUGUCUGUUCUACGAGGGUCUUUUCUCAAACAGGCAGAGCAGAGCGAUUCGCAUAAUUCUGGCGGGAACAAUUAUUUGGACGGUGCUUUCGGUGCUCCUUGUCGCAAUUCGAUGUAGCAGUGAUCCAUGGUCCGACAUCAGCGCUGCGCAGUGCAGCACCCUGCUUCCGCGAUGGCAAGCCAUCACAGCAAUCGAUAUUGUCACCGAGGUCAUGCUGUUUGUAUAUUCAGGGCUUGCAGUCUACAGAGUCAGGAUAUCGACAAAAGAAAAGAUAAUGGUUUUUCUGGCUCUCGAGAGUCGAGUCUUACUCAUUCCUCUCGCGGCCAUUCGUUUUUACUAUACCAGUGUCCAGCUCGACUCAACCCAUCCAACUCUGCUCGGUGCCUUUGCAACAGUGACGACCGAGAUAUACCUCGCUUUGAGUGUCGUGUGCCUGGUUACGGCAUUUGUCAAAUCUUUCAUCGCAGCGUACGAGGAUAGGGACGGGAUCUCAUACACAGAAGGUGCUUCCGGAUCUGGGUCCAGAUCAUUGAAGCAGGACAUUGGGUCUGCCAUCUCCAGCAAAAUUCGCUCACCGGCAUCUACAAGUACCAGCGAGGGCCAAUUGAGGGGCUGGGAAUGCGAGGAGGAUCCUAUAAUGGAACAUGAUCCCGAGACCAUUGGACAGGGAUUGCACGUUCUGAAAACGGUGCAUUUCAGUAUGCGGGACGAGUCUAUUGAGCUUGCAGACCAGAGAACUGCACAUUCAUGA
Molecule: messenger RNA, 1113 nt
Organism: Penicillium argentinense
Lineage: Eukaryota; Fungi; Ascomycota; Eurotiomycetes; Eurotiales; Aspergillaceae
Exons: 5
Coding region: 1-1113 (370 amino acids)
Source: RefSeq, a predicted model, not a curated record